CUCUCUUUCCUUUCUCCAUAAAUUCAGGUCACUCCCUUACUUGCCCUCAUAACAACUAUCUCUCACUUUCCCACUAAAGGUCAGAGAACAAAGUUCCAAUGCUGUCAGGGGCAAGGUCGCAGUGGGAUUCCUCCCACGCCAUCAUCCAUCGCACCUCUUCUUCAUCUAAUGCAUACGAUGUAUUUGUCAGCUUCCGUGGUGAAGACACGCGCAACAACUUCACUAGUUUUCUCUUUGGAGCUCUCCGUCGACAAGGCAUUCUUGCCUUCAAAGAUGACCAAUGUAUCAAAAAAGGCGAUUUCAUAGCACCCGAGCUUCUACAAGCCAUUCAGGGCUCUCAAGUUUUCGUUGUUGUCUUAUCAAAGAACUAUGCUUCCUCCACUUGGUGCUUGCGUGAACUGGUAGAGAUAUUUAAUUGUUGUCAAACUUCAGCAAGACCUGUUAUACCUAUAUUUUAUGAUGUUGAGCCUACCACGGUGCGCAACCAGAAAGGAUGUUAUGAGAAAGCAUUUGCAGAACACGAAAAUAGAUUCAGAGAAGAUAAGGUGAAGAUGGAAGAAGUUCAAAGAUGGAAAGAAGCUCUCAGAAAAGUGGCCGAUAUCUCUGGUUCGGAAAUCGGAAAUAAGCCACAAAAUGAACAAAUUGAAAAAAUUGUUCAAGAGAUAAUAUAUAAUUUGAGACCAAAAAUUUUAAAUCUUCCAAGGGAUGAACUAGUUGGGAUAGAGGAUCGAGUUCAAAACUUAGGAAAUAUUUUGCGUUUCGACCUCCUUAAUGAUGUUCGAGUUGUCGGAAUAAGUGGGAUGGGUGGCAUAGGAAAAACAACUCUUGCUCGGGCUUUAUACGAAAGAAUUUGUCAUCAAUAUAAUUAUCGUUGUUUUAUUGAUGAUGUAAGCAAAAUAUUUCUUGAUUCUCGUUCGUUGGGCUUACAAAAGCAAUUAAUUUCUCAGACUCUAAAUGAGAAAAAUGUAGAGAUUUGUAAUGUUAUCGAGGGAACAUGUUUGGUGCAGUCCAAACUAAACAAUGCUAAGGCACUUAUAGUUUUUGACAACGUUGAUGAAGUUCAACAACUAAGGAUAUUUAGCGGAAAUAGAGACAAUUUGUUGCGAGAAUGCUUAGGUAAAGGGAGCAGAAUCAUCAUAGUUUCUAGGGAUGAACAAAUAUUGAAGAUACAUGGAGUGGAUGAUAUUUAUCAAGUUCGACCGUUGAUAUGGAAAGAUGCUAUCCAACUAUUUUGUAGAAAUGCUUUCAAAGUUAAUUACAUUUUGAGCGAUUAUGAAAAGUUGGCACAUGAGAUACUAUCACAUGUUGAAGGUCAUCCCUUGGCAAUUGAAACAAUUGGGUCAUCUUUGUUUGGCCGAAGUUUGUCACAAUGGAAAAGUGUAUUGAAAGGGCUAGAAGAAAAUAAUAAAAGUAAAAAUAUUAUGGAUAUUUUGCGCAUAAGUUAUAUUCAACUGGAAGAAAAAUACAAACAAACAUUUUUGGAUAUUGCUUGCUUCUUCAAUUAUUUUCACGAAGAACGUCUGAAGGAAAUUCUAAAUUUCCGUGGAUUUCAUCCUGAAGAUAGCAUACAAGUUCUCAUUGAUAAAUCACUCAUUACUAGAGAUUUCGAUGAGAGAAUACAUAUGCAUAGCUUGCUAGUGGAUAUGGGAAGGUGUAUUGUUCGAGAAGUAUCACCUAAAGAGCCUAUAAAGUGGAGUAGGUUGUGGACACGCAAAGAUCUCCGUGAUGCUAUGUCAGAGAACGAGGCAACUCGAAACCUUGAGGCAAUAGUUCUUAGAUAUCACCUGGAUGAGGUUGGUGUUAAAAUCCCAGAUGAAACAAUCAAGGCGGAUGGUCUAUCAAAAAUUAAACACCUGAAAUUGCUUGAUGUUCGGAACGUGAAGUUUUCGGGAAGUCUGAGUCAUCUUUCGAAUGAAAUAGGAUAUCUUGUUUGGUACAAAUAUCCGUUUGAGUGUUUGCCUCAAAGUUUUCAGCCACACAAACUAGUUGAGUUAAACCUGUAUGGGAGCAGUAUUCAACGACUGUGGGAAGGCACAAAGCCUUUAUCCAAUUUGAAGCAUUUGGAUCUCUCUCUUUGCAAAAGUUUAGUUGAGAUGCCAGAUGUAACAGAGGCCCUAAAUCUUGAAUCGAUAAAUCUUGAAGGAUGUGGACAGCUCCAAAAUCUCAAUCCAUCGAUUGGGAGUCUGAGAAAGCUUGUUGUUUUGAAGUUGAGAGACUGCAAAAAACUAGUAAUCUUAUCCAAUACUAUAUUGGGCCUAAAUUCUCUUAAAUAUUUGGAUGUCUACGGUUGUUCAAAAAUAGGUAGUAAUUGCUUACUAGAUGAAACAGGGAACACAGAGCACAUGAUCAGCUGUUUGUCGCCCUCCUCUCCUCUCUCUUGUUUGUGUGAACUCGAUCUAAGCUUCUGUAACGUAGUUCAAAUUCCUGAUUAUAUUGGAAAGUUAAGUUGCUUAGAGAAGCUAAAUUUAAAGGGAAACAAUUUUGUUAAAUUGCCUAACCUCAAGGACCUUUUGAGACUGUAUUUUUUAGAUUUACGGAAUUGCAAGCGAUUGAAAUACUUGCCUGAUCUCCCUUCACAAACAGUCUUGCCCUCAAAACCUUUAAUGUUGUCGAGAUUCCCAUCUUCAAUGUUUCAUGAUCUCCCAUACUAUAUGGAUUUUAGACUUAGAGGAUUAAUUAUUUUCGGCUGUCCAGAAUUAGUUGAGAUUGAAGAGUGCACUACAAAGAGUAUUUUAUGGACAAUUCAAAUUAUUGAGGCGGCCUAUCAAUUGUCAUUCCCUAGAACUUAUAUCCCUGAAAGUAUUAUGCCUGGAAGUCAAAUACCGAGCUUGUUCAACAAUGAGUUUGUGAACGUGGACAUACAAUACCCGGACAAUAAUUUCAUAACCAUUUAUCCACCUCCCGUUCCGCAUGACAAUAAUUUCAUUGGUGUUUUGUGUUGCGUAAUAUUUCGUCUACACAAUAAACAUAUUCCAAUGGAUUUUAGAACAGAUCACAUGUGCUUACAUUAUAAAGAUGUUUCUAUGGACGGACGUGAUAUUCAUCCUUAUCCUUUCAGAUUGAGGUCGAUUAACGCAUUGUUGGAUGACAGGGAUUUUGCUGCAGUGGAUGUGAAGAAAUUUCAGUAUCGCUGGGUAAAUGAACAAGACCUAAUUAACUUCAAAAUAACCCAUUGUGCAAAUUUGACAGCUCGGAAGAUUUCCGUAAUUGAGGAAAACGGUUAGCUGCAGUGAAGAAUUGAAGGCUUUAUUAUUGAAUGUGGAAUGUGGAAGUAUGAUUUGCAACCAUCUAACCAGAGAGAGGCACAGUAGAAGCAAGAAGCAGCACUGCAUUCAAAUUAUCCUUGAAUAGGCACAAUACUUCUCUCUUCUAUAGAUAUACUUUUGUUUGCUUCUUUCAAGUUUUACAAAUGCAUUUCACAUUUUGAUUCAGAAAGUUAUACUCUUAUGCAGAGGCUUCUUUCAAGUUUUACAAUUGAUUGUUUCUCUGCAUUUUCGCUGAUUUUUCUCAUAAGCUUCUACGAUAAAACGCAAAAAUGAAACGCGUUAAUUCCACCACCAACCGAAGGAUUCGAAUUUAUAUUUCUUGACUUUUGCUUA
Molecule: messenger RNA, 3599 nt
Organism: Vigna radiata var. radiata (mung bean)
Lineage: Eukaryota; Viridiplantae; Streptophyta; Magnoliopsida; Fabales; Fabaceae
Product: protein SUPPRESSOR OF npr1-1, CONSTITUTIVE 1-like
Exons: 6
Coding region: 99-3224 (1041 amino acids)
Biological process (GO): defense response; signal transduction
Molecular function (GO): protein binding; ADP binding
Source: RefSeq, a predicted model, not a curated record